AUGCCCCCAUCACCGGUGGAAUCCCGGCGAUUUCUCAGUGGUUCUAUCGCUAUGGAUGUGGUCUCUGGACGCUCUACACUCAGUCAUACCAGAAACAGUGGUAAAAAUGACGGUCAUUUCGGCGAUUCCAAACUCACUCACCGUCGUCCCAAUGAUUCAAACAACAGGCUCAGGCCUGACUUUGAUCCUCAGCCUAAAUUUUACUACUCGGACUACUCGGACGUCGACGCUGCUCCCAGCUUCAACUUCAAUCUGAUCAGUCUUGACAUCACGAAGCCUGGUAGCACCAAGGAGAUUGAAUACAACUACAAUCCCAUUACUGGCGCCGAUAUUUUUGAGAUAAAGCGGCCCAACCUCCUCCGGAAGGUCACUGAGCGCGAGAGGCUUCUCUGGGAGUCCAAGCACGGCAAGUACUCCGACAAGAUAAUUGCCUUCAAGGACGAGCGCGGCGAGAACCGGCUCAAGGUGUUCAUCGCAGACGACGUUAACAUGAAGCAGCGACCCAGACUUGCUCUUCCUGUCCGCGUGCCUGGAAUCGGCAAGGACGCCCCCGGCGGCAAGGACGCCUCUGGGGGCCCUGGCGGAGGCCCGAGGGGCAGCCCUGCCGGAUCUGAGCGCGAAGGCGGCUCUUCCCGGGACGAGUUUAUUGUGCUUUCCAAGGAGUCCACCGACCGGAGGGCCGCCUCUAAGCGUCACGAGGAGAAUCUCCGUUCCAAGCGCGUAAGCCCUGACUCUAGGUUUAGAGACGACCAUCGCUACAGGAGUCCCAGAGGCUACGGCUUCAGGCACUUCGACGACUACAGACGAUAUGACGACCACAGGCACUACAAGCCUAGGCAUGACCGUCUACGCGAGUUUGAGAAGAAGCGUCGUCCGCAUAAGUCCGAGUAUAUUCCUGGCGACCUCUUCCUGCUCUUUGCCAGCAAGGAGGCCACUAAGAAAAAGUUUGACCUUAUGGUUAACGGCCAGACUGAGCGCUACCAGUUCAAGCCUGAAGCUCAGUGCGUCCGCGUCCGCGUCGACGACCACAUUCUUUGGAAGCACAGGCACGGUCAUCCCUUUCCUUCUGGUCUCGAGUUUGACAAGCGCGAGGGCAUGGUUCUUCUCCAGUUUCCCGAAUUCACGGACGUCUACAUUAAUGCUGAGGGCGUUUGGUACUACAGGAUAUAG
Molecule: messenger RNA, 1170 nt
Organism: Theileria orientalis strain Shintoku
Lineage: Eukaryota; Apicomplexa; Aconoidasida; Piroplasmida; Theileriidae
Exons: 2
Coding region: 1-1170 (389 amino acids)
Source: RefSeq, a predicted model, not a curated record